AUGUCGGAAGAGUUCUAAAACUACAUUUUUAAAGAUAUUGAUAAGGGAUUGCAUGCAAGGAAAAAUUAAGUAAACAGAGAUAAGGUGGAUGUUAGGGAGAAGAAAUAAAUUGCAGAAUAUAAAAAUGAUCUAACAGAUUCGGAAGAGGAAGGUUCAUUUUCAAAUAAAAAAAACAAGGUCGAAAAUAAAAAAAGGAAAAAAAAUCACACAAACUUGAUUAUUCUUCUGAUGGAGAGAAACCUAAAAAGAAAGUUAAAAAGAACGAAUCUUCUGGGGAUGAUUAAUCACCUGAUUCAGUGGUUGAGUCAAGUGCUUCUUUUUGAUGAAACUAUAUUGAGAUAAAUGUGA
Messenger RNA from Paramecium octaurelia, 348 nucleotides. The record is from the annotation of a GenBank genome assembly. Lineage: Eukaryota; Ciliophora; Oligohymenophorea; Peniculida; Parameciidae.